AUGACAAGAAUAAGCUCUCCCUUUGUCAAACAAACUUCGUUUGAAGUGGAAUAUGCUCCCGCAUACAUAACCAAAUGGAGAUCACAGCGAACAGGACUACAAUUGACGUACAUCAACCAACCGUCACCAGUAGUGAAUGGAUAUUUUGCAGUUGCCACCGAAAUAAGUGAUGACUCUGGGUCACCGCAUACAUUGGAGCAUUUGAUUUUUAUGGGGUCAAAGAAGUACCCGUAUAAAGGGUUAUUGGACACUUUGGGAAAUCGACUUUACUCGCAAACUAAUGCAUGGACAUCAACUGACCAAACAGUGUACACUUUGACAACUGCAGGAUGGGAUGGGUUCAAGACCUUGUUGCCAAUCUACUUGGAUCAUUUGUUUAACCCGACAUUGACUGAUGAAGCAUGUUUAACUGAAGUAUACCAUGUUGAUGGCAAUGGGAAGGAAAAAGGUGUCGUUUUCAGUGAAAUGCAAGGUAUUCAAGGUCAAUCAUGGUUUGAAACGUCGAACCAAUUACAGAAAAUUUUGUACGCGCCUGAACUGGGGUACUCUUCAGAAACUGGUGGAUUGAUGGCUGAAUUGCGUCAUUUAACCAACGACAAGAUCAAGGAGUUUCACAAGUCCAUGUAUAGACUGGAUAACUUGUGUGUUAUAAUAACUGGGUCGAUUGAUCAAGAUGAACUUUUGCAGAUUAUGACUGAUUUUGAUGCUGAGUUGCAGGAGUUGCCACCAGUGGGGCAGCAGCACAAGAGACCAUUUGUGGAUUCAAAACACGACGAACCUUUGACGGAAGAUAUUGUCAAGGUUGUUGAGUUUCCUGAGACUGAUGAGUCUACUGGUGAGGUAUUGAUGUCUUGGAUUGGUCCUUUGGGUGAUGAUCCUGUCACAAAUACUGCUGUUGAUAUGGUUGGUGCUGCAUUCACCGACAGUGCCAUCUCGUUAUUCAAUAAGCAUCUUGUUGAGAUUGAUAACCCAUAUGCUACGGAAAUAGAGUAUCAUACUGAUGAUUAUUAUCGAACAGCAUUGAAUUUUACGUGCAAUGGUGUACCAACGGGGAAAUUGAAUGAAUUGGUCAACAAGUUGAAACAAUUGAUCAAAUCGCAAACUAACCCGGAGGAGUUUGAUCUACUAUACAUGAGACAAAUUAUCAACCAACAACGAUUGAAGUUUAUAUCGCAAACUGAGAAAUCUCCCAUUGCAUUUUCAAAUAUAGCAAUACUUGAUUUUAUCUAUGGUAAACCCGAUGGCAAUGAUUUGGCCAAAUGGGCGAAAAAUCUUGAUGAAUAUGAUGAAUUAUUGACUUGGACAUCUGAUCAAUGGUGUGAUUUGAUCAGGAAGUAUUUUGUUGAUAAUAAAUGUGCAGCGGUAUUGGGAACUCCAUCAAGGAAAUUGAAUGAUGAAGUAAAGAAGCAACAACGUGAGUUUAACAAGAACAUCAAGGCGAAAUUGGGUGUUGAAGGAUUGAAACAAGCUAAAGAGAAAUUAACCGCAGCUCACAAGUUCAAUGAUAGACCAAUCCCUGAAGAAUUGCUUGUUGUGUUUGCAAAGCCCGAUCCAUCGAAAAUUGCAUUCAUCAAGACAAGGUCAUACAAAGCAGGAUACAGUAAAGGCAUCGUUAAUGUACACACCAAUCAGUACAUUGAAUCGGGUGAAUUCCAUCAAAAGCUAAUACAAGAUACGCCAUCAAAUUUCCCUCUUUUCAUGCAUUUUGAAACGUUCAAAUCCCAAUUCAUCACCAUUCAAUUGGUAAUGUCGUCAACAAAAAUCCAACCGCAUUUGCUUAAAUAUAUGUCGAUAAUGGAGGAAAUUUUCACCAUGUCGAUCAAAUUGCCCCAUGGCGAAUAUAUGCCCUAUGAGCAAGUUGUUGCUGAUUUGAAUCGUGAUUUAAUUGAGUUUCAACUAGAUAAUGGGUUCAAUUAUCAGUUUUUGGAUUUGAUUUCAAUGCUGGUUAAAUGUGAGUCGAAGAAAUAUGCCACUGCCAUCAAUUGGAUUUACAAUUUGAUCAAUUUUGUUGAAUUUGAAGAAGCGAGAAUUAAAGUGAUUUUGGAAAAGAUAUUGGGGUCAUUACCGGAUAAGAAACGGAAUGGAGAAUUAAUGAUGUAUUCAUCACAAUUUAGAAAUUUAUUUAAUGAUUCGUCAUUGAGAAAACAACAGGAUUCGAUAAAUACCGAAAUUUUUUUCAAGGAGUUGUUGCAAUUGAUCAAUGAUGGGGAAUUUGAUACCAUCAAACGCGAUUUGGAGGAGAUUAAACUGAAUUUGUUCCAGUUGGAUAAUAUCAAAAUCAUUGUGCUUGGUGAUGUAUCGGGUUUGGAUGCACCUGUUAGUUCAUGGGAGAAGCUCAUUUCACUAAAGGAGGAAACCCAAGAAAACCCAAUCGAUAAAGUUGUAUCUUCGAUUGUGCCAUUUAGUCAAUUACCAAGAUCAUUUCAAUUCAAAUCGGACUUGGGCUCCAAAUGCCAUCAUGAAGCGUUUCUCAUUGAUAUGAGAGCCACUGAAUCCACUCACUUGGUCUCAGUUACACCUAUCCCAACAGACUACUUGCAUGAAGAUGUUGCCCGCAUUGCGUUGGCUAUUGAGUUCCUAUGUGCUAUUGAAGGUCCAUUUUGGCGAUCAAUUAGAGGGUCAGGUUUAGCUUAUGGUGUAUCGAUGAAGCAAAAUACCGAGACUGGGUUUUUAAGUUUCCAACUUUAUCGUGCUUCUGAUGCCAAACAAGCAUGGAUAGAAGCAAGGGAGCUAGUGAAGAAGUAUGCUAGUGGCGAGUUGGCGAUUGAUGCAUUGAGUUUGGAGAAUGCGGUAGCUAGCAUCGUUAAUGAAUUGGCCAAUGCUCAAGAAUCAAGUUAUGAUUCGGCUAGUGCUAAAAUUGUUGACAAUUUGUUCAAAGCAAGAGGACCCAAUUAUCUUGAACUGUACUUGACUCAAUUGGAACAAUUGGAUGCCAAUGAUGUCAAGUAUGUGUUGCAAAAAUACUUUAUCAACUUGUUUGAUGCGGCGCAUUCGGUUGUGUUUACGAGUUUGCCAAUGGAGAAGGUUGAAGAAAUGGGUAAUUUUUUCCAAAGUCGGGGGUAUAAUAUCAAUGUAGAAGAAGUUAAUCAUGAUGGGGAAGAUGAGGAGGGAGAGUACACCUCGCAAGAGAGCAGCAGCGAUAAUGAUGAUGAUGAUGAUGAUGUUGAUGUUGAAAGUGACAAUGAGUGA
Messenger RNA from Lodderomyces parapsilosis, 3189 nucleotides. RefSeq lists its product as uncharacterized. The transcript has a single exon. The record is from RefSeq and is a predicted model, not a curated record. Gene Ontology annotation, molecular function: metal ion binding. The coding region runs from base 1 to 3189 and encodes 1062 amino acids. NCBI's taxonomy places the organism in Eukaryota, Fungi, Ascomycota, Pichiomycetes, Serinales, Debaryomycetaceae.